GCCCCAGCCGGGACUAGGGGAAUGUCCCGGCCCCGUCUCGUGGAGACGCCUGCUGUGCUCCUCCCGGCUCCACUGGUGUGCAUAGGGGCUGCAACUCUCUGCCUUCCGAAAUGGCCGAGGCGUCAGAUAAGGCCGUCACGUACUACACCUUGGAAGAGAUCCAGAAGCACAACCACAGCAAGAGCACCUGGCUUAUCCUGCACAACAAAGUGUACGAUUUGACUAAAUUUUUGGAGGAGCACCCCGGCGGGGAGGAAGUCCUGCGGGAACAGGCCGGGGGCGACGCUACCGAGAACUUCGAGGACGUCGGGCACUCUACGGAUGCCCGGAUGUCCAAAACCUACAUCAUCGGGGAGCUGCACCCGGACGACAGGGCGAAGAUACAGAAGCCCGCGGAGACCCUCAUCACCACAAUGGACUCUAAUUACAGCUGGUGGACCAACUGGGCGAUCCCAGCCCUCUCGGCGCUGGCCGUGGGCCUGAUGUACCACUUCUACACGGCGGAGGACUGACCCCGUCCUCAGAGGCCCGCGGGCGGACAGACGGCUUUGGGCCGGGAAGAGCGAGGCCCGAGUUCACUGCCGCGACUGACGGAAACCCUCACCUGAACGUGAUUUCACCGAGCCCGUCCCCCUCCUCCCCCACGAGACA
Messenger RNA from Phyllostomus discolor (pale spear-nosed bat), 651 nucleotides. Its product is annotated as cytochrome b5. NCBI's taxonomy places the organism in Eukaryota, Metazoa, Chordata, Mammalia, Chiroptera, Phyllostomidae. Gene Ontology annotation, molecular function: heme binding. The record is from RefSeq and is a predicted model, not a curated record. Gene Ontology annotation, cellular component: mitochondrial outer membrane; intracellular membrane-bounded organelle.